This is a messenger RNA of Austrofundulus limnaeus, 5775 nucleotides long. Its product is annotated as ras-specific guanine nucleotide-releasing factor 1. The coding region runs from base 1852 to 5628 and encodes 1258 amino acids. Gene Ontology annotation, molecular function: guanyl-nucleotide exchange factor activity. The transcript is spliced from 27 exons. Gene Ontology annotation, cellular component: plasma membrane. Lineage: Eukaryota; Metazoa; Chordata; Actinopteri; Cyprinodontiformes; Rivulidae. The record is from RefSeq and is a predicted model, not a curated record. Gene Ontology annotation, biological process: Ras protein signal transduction.
GAUGUGAGCGCAUGGAUGGACCUGAACUUUCUGUAUCUUAACGAUAAAAAGACAGAAGUCAUUUUAUUUGGUAACUCUGAUAAACUGACAGGAUGCAGUAGUGCUGUUGGACCACUGGACUCUUCGUCUGGCCGUGUGUCUGUUAGAAAUCUUGGGGUGAUUUUGGACUUUGAUUUUAAAUUUAAUGAACAUAACAGUGCAGUAGUCCAGUCUAGCUUUUAUCAUCAAAGACUUAUAAGUAAAGUCAAGGAUUAUCUGUCUCAUAAUGCCCUUGAGAGGGUUAUUCAUGUUUUUAUCACUUCCACACUGGACUACUGCAACUCGCUUUAUUGUGGGAUUGAUCAGUCUUUGGUUGGUUGUCUACAGUUGCCCAUUUAUUAACAGGGACAAGACGCCAUGAACACAUCACUCUGAUCUUGUAUUCUCUUCACUGGUUGCCUGUUUCUUUUAGAAUUAUUUUUAAGAUUAUUUUUUUUAGUUUUUAAAUGUCUAAAUGGUUUGGCACCUCGUUAUCUUACUGAGCUUUUACAGCCUCACAUACCAAAUAGAUCAUUAAGAUCUGUAAAUCAAAAGCUUUUAGUUGUUCCCAGGUCUCGGCUUGUGACCAGGGGAGACAGCGCCUUUUCAGCUGCAGGACCUCGGCUCUGGAACAACCUCCCACUGUCUGUGAGGUCUGCUGGGUCUCUAAAUGAGUCUCUGUUAAAAACUCAUGUUUGAACAGAUAUUAGAGCCUGAAGAACACGAUCAUUAGGCCAGCCUUUAUUUUUGUUUGAUUUUAUUGUUUAUUUUAUUUCUGUACUUCAUUGUUUUUAUUUUACGUUCCUGUACAGCACAUUGGUUUUAUUGUGAUUUAUAAAUAAAUGAUGAUGAUGAUGAUAGUACAUAAUAUUGGGUGCUUGUUUUUGUGGCAUUUUCUCUUCAGUUCUAUCUUCAACAAGAGAAAAUGCUCAAUUGGAUUCAGGUCCGGUGAUUGACUUGGCCGUUGCCAACACUCCACUUCUUUGUUUUACAAAACUCUUCGGUUCCUUUCACAGUAGGCUUUGGAUCAUUGUCCAUCUGCACUGUGAAGCACUGUCCAAAAUGUUCUGAAGCAUUUGGCUGAACACGAGCAGACGUUUUUGCCUGAAACACUUCAGAGGUCACUUCAGAACAUGCUGAAAACAAAACUGAAGGGAAAAUGCCCAAAGACAGUGGCAGUAGAGGCAGAGCAUCAAAUUUAUCCUAAUAUGCAGAAAAAUGAUGGUUGUUCUUUAAGUCUCUUGUUUAAUUAUAAAGUGAAAACAAGCACUUUUACUCCUCUGCUUGUCUAACAUUUUGGUAACAUUUUUUUAUAUGACGUUGUUAAUUCGACCAGACAUUAAGUUCUGACAUCUGACACUUUUCAAAGACUUAUUUAAUUUAUAUUUUAUUCCCUCAGACCUCUGAAUGUUUCUCCACUGAAAGUGGGUCGAGGACCGUGUUGUCUCUGUCCAAAGUGCUGAAACCGCCGCUCCGGGGGACAGAUCAUGUGACUGCGCAUCCCCUUCCUCGUGGUGGGAGGGGGAGUGGGGGGACGCCAACGCGUGCUCCGUGGACACCGACAGUUGGGUCCUCAUCGUGCUCAUGAAGCCUCCUCUCUGACACGCUGUGUGUGUGUGUGUGUGUGUGCAGCUCGCCCGCAGCGGAGCUCCCAGCAGCAGCAGCUGAACCGUCAGCCGCUCCGUCAGUGUGCGCGUGGUGGAGAUGGGCUCUCGGCAGCGGGCUGCUGCUGCUGCCCACCAAGUGUGACUGCUGGGUUUCGGAGUUUUUAGGGAGCGGGGAGGAGAGAGGAUGUGAGGAUCCCGCAGGCGAAGCCACCCCGCGCUCGCCAGCAUGCAGAAGGGGAUGAGACUGAACGAUGGGCACAUCACAUAUCUGGCGCUCCUGGCCAAGAAGGACGGCACGAGGCGAGGCUUCCUCUUCAAGAAGAGCUCGGACAACACCAAAUGGCACGCCAAGUGGUUCUCGCUGCUGCAGAACAUGCUGUUUUACUUCGAGAGCGACUCCAGCUCGCGCCCCUCCGGACUCUACCUGUUGGAGGGCUGCGUGUGUGAGCGGGCUCCGUCCCCCAAACCGCUUCUCUCUGCCAAGGAAUGCUUAGAGAAGCAGUAUUACUUCACGGUCACGUUCAGUCAUGAGAACCAGAAGACUUUGGAGCUGCGCACAGAAGACGUCAAAGACUGUGACGAGUGGGUGGCUGCUAUCACACAGGCCAGCUACAGGAACCUGGCUACAGAGCACGAGACCCUCAUGCAGAAGUAUCUUCAUCUUCUCCAAAUAGUGGAGACGGAGAAAACGGUUGCCAAGCAGCUUCGACAACAGAUCGAGGAUGGGGAAAUCGAGAUAGAGCGGCUAAAAUUGGAGAUUUCUGGAAUCUUAAAGGAUAAUGAGAAGAUCCAGUCAAACCCGGAGGUGCCCCCCAGUGAGGACGACACAGAGAUAAAAAAGAUAAAGAAGGUCCAGAGUUUUUUGCGUGGCUGGAUUUGCCGCCGGAAGUGGAAAACCAUCAUCCAGGACUACAUCCGUUCCCCCCACGCCGAGAGCAUGAGGAAGAGGAACCAAGUGGUGUUCAGCAUGCUCGAGGCGGAGGCCGAGUACGUCCAGCAGCUUCACAUCUUGGUCAACAACUUCCUGCGUCCGCUCCGCAUGGCGGCCAGCUCCAAGAAACCCCCCAUCACACACGACGACGUCAGCAGCAUCUUCCUGAACAGUGAGACCAUUAUGUUCCUCCACCAGAUCUUCUACCAGGGUCUGAAGGCCAGGAUAGCCAGCUGGCCAACCCUGGUGUUGGCUGACCUGUUUGACAUCUUACUGCCCAUGUUGAACAUCUACCAGGAGUUUGUGAGGAACCACCAGUACAGCCUGCAGAUCUUGGCCCACUGCAAACAGAACCGAGACUUUGAUAAACUUCUGAAACAGUACGAGGCCAAGCCGGACUGCGAGGAAAGAACACUGGAGACGUUCCUCACUUAUCCCAUGUUCCAGAUCCCUCGUUACAUUCUGACGUUGCACGAGUUACUGGCUCACACUCCUCACGAGCAUGUGGAGAGAAACAGUUUGGACUUUGCCAAGUCAAAACUGGAGGAACUUUCUAGGAUCAUGCACGAUGAGGUGAGUGAGACGGAGAACAUCAGGAAGAACCUGGCCAUUGAGCGCAUGAUCGUGGAGGGUUGUGAAGUUCUUCUAGACACGAGUCAGACGUUUGUACGACAAGGCUCUCUGAUUCAGGUGCCGAUGAGUGAAAAAGGGAAAAUCACGAGAGGUCGACUGGGCUCUCUGUCUCUGAAGAAGGAGGGCGAGAAACAGUGUUUCCUUUUCUCCAAACAUCUCAUCAUCUGUACGCGGGGGUCAGGAGGAAAACUUCACAUCACCAAGAAUGGAGUGGUGUCUCUCAUUGACUGCACCCUGAUGGAGGAGCCAGAGGGCACAGACGAUGAGUCCAAAGGAGAGCGGAGCGGCCAGGACUCAGAGCACCUGGACUUUAAGAUCAUAGUGGAGCCUAAAGAGGGCCAGCCUUACAACGUCAUCCUUGUCGCUUCAUCACGACAGGAAAAGUCAGCGUGGACUAGCGACAUAAGUCAAUGCAUUGACAACAUCCGCUGCAAUGGUCUGAUGAUGAACGCCUUCGAGGAAAACAGUAAAGUCACCGUCCCACAGAUGAUUAAGUCAGACACCAGCUUGUACUGCGACGACGUCGACAUUCGCUUCAGCAAGAUGAUGAACUCCUGCAAGGUGCUGCAGAUCCGCUACGCCAGCGUGGAGCGCCUGCUGGAGAGGCUGAUCGACCUGCGCUUCCUCUCCAUCGACUUCCUCAAUACUUUCCUCCACUCUUACCGGGUCUUCACCAGCGCCGACGUGGUGCUGGACAAGCUCAUCACCAUCUACAAGAAACCGAUCAGCGCCAUCCCCGCACGCUCCUUGGAGCUUUUCUUCGCCAGCAGUCAGAACAACAAGCUCCUGUACGGCGAGUCUCCCACGUCGCCGCGCGCCAGCCGCAAGUUCUCCUCCCCCCCUCCCCUCUCCAUCGCCAAGACGUCCUCGCCGAACCGCCGCCGCAAGCUCUCGCUCAACAUCCCCAUCAUCACGGGCGGCAAAGCCCUGGACCUGGCCGCGCUCGGCUGCCCUCCCAACGGCUACGCGGGCGUGCACGCCACCGUGUCGCCCUUCGGCAAGACCGCGCUGGACAUCAACAAGCUCUACGUGUCCAGCGCCGUGGCCAGCAAGAUCCCCGACGAAGAGGAGCCCAGAGCCGCCGAGAGCAAGGCCGAGGAGUCUGGUGUCAGCAAGCAAGAUCUGUCUGUGAGAGAGGAAUGCGAUGAAGACCCGAGUCAGAGCGAUGAGGCAGAAGCAGAUAUGUCUCCCCCCAAGUCACCGUCAACUCCCAAAAACGUCAAGGCCAAAAACUCUGAGUUCUCCUUGUUUUCCUUCAACAACGGCAUGGUGGUGUCUUCCUGCCGGGAGCUGGACAAUAACCGCAGCGCCCUGUCCGCCGCCUCGGCCUUUGCCAUUGCUACGGCCGGCGCCAACGAAGGCACGCCCACCAAGGAGAAGUACCGCCGGAUGUCCCUGGCCAGCACAGGUUUUCCUACAGACCAGAGGAACGGAGACAAAGAGUUUGUCAUCCGACGAGCUGCCACCAACAGAGUUCUGAACGUGCUGCGUCACUGGGUCUCCAAACACUCGCAGGACUUUGAGAAGAACUCAGAACUGAAGCUGCGGGUUAUUGGUUUCCUGGAGGAGGUGAUGCAUGACCCAGAGCUCCUGACACAGGAAAGAAAAGCAGCUGCCAAUAUUAUUAGGACUCUGACCCAGGAGGAUCCAGGAGACAACCAGGCCACCAUAGAAAGCAUCACACAGAUGGCAAUGGAAGAAAGUAAGACUGAACCGUUUGAGAACCACUCAGCUUUGGAGAUUGCUGAGCAGCUCACAAUGCUGGACCACCUGGUCUUCAAAGUCAUCCCAUACGAGGAGUUUUUUGGUCAAGGUUGGAUGAAGAACGACAAGAACGAGCGAACUCCGUACAUCAUGAAAACCACCAAACAUUUCAACGAUAUCAGUAACAGGAUCGCCUCGGAGAUCCUCCACUGGGACGACGUGAACACGCGGGUGGCGGUGGUGGAGAAGUGGGUGGCGGUGGCGGACAUCUGUCGCUGCCUCCACAACUACAACGCCGUGCUGGAGAUCACGUCCUCGCUCAACCGCAGCUCCAUCUUCCGCCUCAAGAGGACCUGGCUCAAAGUUUCCAAGCAGACAAAGACGGUGAUUGAUAAGCUACAGAAGCUGGUGUCAUCAGAGGGACGAUUCAAAAACCUGAGAGAGGCUCUGAAGAACUGUGACCCUCCCUGUGUGCCCUACCUGGGGAUGUACCUGACGGACUUAGCCUUUAUCGAGGAGGGAACACCUAACUACACCGAGGACAACCUGGUCAAUUUCUCUAAGAUGAGAAUGAAAUCUCAUAUUAUCAGAGAGAUCCGACAGUUUCAGCAAACAGCCUACAAGAUAGAUUUUCAGCCAAAGGCGGCGAAGUACCUGCUGGACCUCAGCACCGUGAUGGAUGAGGAGAGCCUGUACGAAGCCUCUCUGAGGAUCGAGCCCAAAACGUCAUCAUGAAGAGGGUUUCUGUGUGGAGCACCCAGAAACAAGAUCUCUACAUGUACAUUAUUUGUAUUAGACACAGUAGACUAUGCCCUUCUAGUAUUUGCUCUCCGACGGACUCUUUGUGUAUAUUUGUUAUUAUAAACUGAGUAGAAGACCAGA